UAAAUAUAAAUCAAUUAUACGAGCCCGCGAUUUCUCCAUAGCAACGUCGAUAGCAACCAAGCUAUUAGAACAUAAUUUGGCAGGAUAAAGUCAAUAAAACUCUAUAAAAAAUGCUAUAAAAGUAUUUCCAUGUAUUCUCAUGGACGAAUACAGGUAUAAUAGUUUAUUUAAUGGUUUAAAUUUUGUUUACAUUCAUGGUUUUGUAUUAAUCUGACAUAAUUUUGACACAUUUUCUCAGUCAUGGUCCAGUCCAAAUGGUCGAAGCAGCCAGAACUAUUGAAAGAUGUUGGUGUUCAUAUAGAGAUAAACAGAUAUUUAAAUUGUUGAAAUAUGCAAUAUGUGCUGCGGUAUGUAUCUGGUUUGAGUGUAUAUUUAUUGAGAUGAAUGAAGAUUUAUUAAAACAAUUGCAAUACAAUAAUUACUAUUAAUAAAUUUAAUAAUAUAAGCUACUAAUAAUAAUAAUAAUAAUAAUAAUUCAAUUCCCAUAGUUACAUAUUCAAUUCAAUAGUUACAAUUAUUCAAUUACAAUUAUUCAAUUACAAUUCAAUAGUUACAAUUAUUAUUUAGUUAUAUUAUUCAAUAGUUACAUAUGCUACCUGCUGAAAUUGUCAACUGUUUAAAUAAGUUAUUAAACAAUAUUGGAGUUCAAUAGACAUUAUAGAGACAAAGACUCAAUAAGUUAUUAAAUGGUAUUGGAGUUCCACUGUGAGAGUUGAAUAUGUCACAGGUUGAAGGUGAUUGAUGCAGGCUUGCUUGACUUUAUUGUUUGGCUACCUCGCACACACAGCAGUUGCGCUCUAAGCAGUAACACAUCAACACAAUCGUUUUCUUAGCCAGCUCAUCACUAUAGAGUGUGCCAAAUUCUUCUUUACGGCAACCGUUUCUCCCAAAAGUGACAGCUAGGAUAUGAUGAGUCUCUCCAUGGGCGUACUGGAAGGAAAAAAUUAGAGGGGGCGGAAAGAAAUUUGCCCGACUUUUUCGGAUUGUGCCCGACCAGUGCUGAAAAAGUUUUUUCCGGAACAAAUUAAUUUUGUCGCCAAAAAAAUUUCGGUCAGUGUACCAUUUUAGGGGUCCAAAAUUUUUUCGGACAUACCAAAAUUUUUCGGAACAUACAAUUUUCCAGACAUCAUAAAAUUGACCACAAAAUUGACAGAAUUUCCCACAAAAUUGACAGAAUUUGUCACAUUUAUUUUUAUAAUAAACCAAUAUUGCCCGACUGUGGAGCGAAUAUUGCCCGACUGGCUUUGUUUGCCCAACAAACUGGGGGGGCUGCCGCCCUACCCCCGCCCGGUACGCCCAUGAGUCUCUCUCUGUGCCAUGGUUUACCACAGUAUAGUUUAAUUAGUCCUUAUGUUACGAAGGUUAACUCCAGUUCUUUUAACAUCUGCACAUUUUCGAGAAAAUCGUACAAAAUCUGCAUAUUUUUUAUGAACUACCGUAAUGAUUUAUUUUGUCUCUUACUGUCGUGUUGGGCCUAAUUGCGAAAACAGGUAGAGAAUUAUUAAGAGAAAGCUCUGAAAAUGCCAUUUCAGAUGAUUUAGAGAUGCCAACUAUGCUUGACACCAACCAUGGUGGCACCUUGUGGAGUUAUAUGCAACCAUUCCCACAUGUAACCGCGCUGCCAUGCCAUGAUUUGUCAUCAAAAUGCUGACGCCAUGGUCCUAUAGCCAUUGUGCUUAUGAGGCCGGGGGCAUGCACCCCCUGGACGUCUGCCAUUUUAAAUAGUUUCAGGGGGGUGAAUGCCUCUCAUAAGCGCAAUGGUUAGGAUCAUGGUGUCAGCAUUUUUAUGACAAAUUACAGCUACACCAAAAAAUCAUAGGCCUGGAAUUAAUAACCAAGAAGUCAGUGGCGUAGCCAGCCCGACAAUUUGGUCAUGCUAAUGCAAAUUUCAAAUCAUCAUAAAUUAUUCAUUUCUUUAGAAAUUGAUUGUUUUCAUGGUUUAUGAACACAAAAAUAUUUGCAUAGCAUGACCAAAUUGUCGGACUGGCUACGCCAAGAAGUCAUAUAUUUCUAAUAAUUAAAUCAGUCUGUAAAAUUGUACAUUGUAUUCCUUCACUGCUUAAUUAAUAUAUAUAUAUAUAUAUAUAUAUAUAUAUAUAUAUAUAUAUAUAUAUAUAUAUAUAUAUAUAUAUAUAUAUAUAUAUAUAUAUAUAUAUAUAUAUAUAUAUAUAUAUAUAUAUAUAUAUAUAUAUAUAUAUAUAUAUACACAAUAUACCCUAGUUGCAGAGGUUUAUUUUAAUUGCAUACGGUAUAAUGUUUAAUUAAGAAAUGGAAAAUGAUGGGUCACACCACACCAAUCAGUUUAAUCAUAAUAUCAACUGGUUAUUGCUGCUUUAAAGCUUACUUUCCAGCUGUUAUUAAGACCUUACCGAUUAUUCUCUUUUAAAACCCAAUGGCCUUGUUUCCAUGUUAACUUAUUUUAGCAUGUUAGGGCAGAUAAAGAUAAUAUAUUCCCAUGUUUUCCUGGACGAAUUUGUUUCUAAUGCUGUUCUAAUAGGCUCAUUGGCUCAAUAACAAAGUAAUUUUCAACCCUACUAAGCACAAAGCAUGAGUAAGUAUUUGACAUGAAAACGAGGCCAUUGUGUAAAAGACAAUAAUCAGUAAGGUCUAUUGCAAUGAAAAUAAACCUCUGGAACCAGUGUACAGUGUACCUCAAUGACAGAUUGCUCAGCAUUGCCAUUAUAAAUUAGCUGGGUCAUGUUGUGAGACAAGUGAUUGCAAAACCAAGAUUUUCCAAACAAACAAAGCCUCAGUCUGCCAUUCAUGCAAAAAUGAGCUUUUAAAAUGGUUGAUGAGUAAACAAAAGAGUUUUAAAAUGAGUAAACAAAAAUAAAAUGGCAUGCAUGAUGAUUGUUUUCAGCUGUUCCCAGAUGUUAAGGGAAGCAGAAAUUGUAAAUAAUGGACUUAAUUAUCCAUUCAUACAAAAGAUCCGAAUUUGCCAUCUGAUGGGCCAAUUUCCAAUAAAAAUACCUAAUAUUGGAAUUCCAAAUGGAUUUUGUUGUCCAAGAAAUAACAGCCAUUUAAAGGUGAUGAGCCACAGGCCAGCUAUAGUGUUCAUGUCUUUUAUAUAUUUUAAAUCGAUUGUAUGACAGAAUAUAAUAAUACUUAUUAUGAAUUUUAAUUAAUACUAUGGGGAUUGUAAUAUUAUAUAUCUCUGCUAUAUAAAAGAGGUGAAUACUUUAACUUACAGGAACAUUCUCUGACCAAAGAAGUGAUAAGAAAGAUAUCACCAACGGAAGCACAACUGUUAAAUGAUCCAACUUGUAAUGCAAAAAUUAGAUUUAGGUAAUGGCAAGUUUUAUUUUUUAUUAGUCAAAAGGUGGCAAGAGAAACAAUAUAAACAUCACCCAUUGUUUUACUGAGGUUGCAUGUUGAUGUUAAAUAAAUUUUGUGUCACGUUUAAACGGCCUGAAUCUACAUUUACUUCUACUGGGUACAUAUUACAGGUUUGGUGGAACAGAAUAUCCACCCAUGAUAUUAUUCAAAGUUUUUAUUAAAUGUGGAGAGAAUGGUGUAAAAUACUACAGUGGAAAGAAAAUGAUUAGAGCGGCUUCAAAGGUAAAUUUUUUUUAAGUACAAACAUCCAAAUUUAAACGUAAUAAUUUGCUAAAUGAGAUCAUUUAGUGCACCCUUCAGUUCUGGAAUCUGGAAAGUGCAUCACUUUGCCUCUUCAUGGUCAUCGUUUUAUUUUCGAGAUCUGGCUUGAUUAAUUUACGCUUAAAUUACUUUUUUAAUUGUCUGUACUAACUGUAUAGCAUUCUUCAAUCACGAGGCAUGAUAUAGCUAAAGGUUUCAUUCAUAGAAACGAGGCUCCAUAGCCAAAGCAAUGUAUAAAAUUAAUCACUUUUUUCAGAAAAGAGUAUACUUAAAAAAUAAAACAGAACUAUUUCCAUGACAAUGAAAGGAAAAAUUGUAUAAUGUUAUUCAUUUGUCAUUCCCAUAUAAGGUUAACUUUACUUGCUUGUCUGCAUCCACGACAGGCGACGUUUAUUAAUUCUUGUUUGGGAAUUUGUUUGGAAAACUUUGAGAAUUAUGUAGAAAACAAAGUAAAACAUAUUUUAUAAUUUCCAAGUUAUUAAUUUUCAUUUUUCUUUUCAUAAACUAUCAUUUGAUAAACUUGCAAUCCAUACACCAUGACUUCGAUGCAGCUAAUUGUUUCAUCGUUAAUCAUGUUUAGGCUGCAGAGGAUUCGUGCAAAUUGAUGGGAAAUAGACAAUUUUAUAACCAAAUGAUUAUUGAUGCUUGUCAACAACAUCAAGAUAAAAUUACGAAUGAACUCGACAUUAACACAAUGAAAGAUGUUAUGCAGGUUAAUAUUUAACAAUUAUCACGUUAUUUCUUCUUUUUUCUAUAAGCUUGAAAGCUUUAUAUGGAUUAGGGGUAUUACUUGGGUCAUUGCCGAUUGGGCUGUUGGGUCAUUAAACUGUUGGUAGUUACGUCAUUAGGAAAUUGGGUCGUCGUGCUGUUGGGGUUUUGGACUGUUGUGCCAUUGGACUGUUGGCAUUUUUGGACUCUUGAGGGUUUUGCAUGGACUGUUGUGCUGUCGUUGUGCUGUUUCGUCUUUGGGGUCGAAUUGGAUUGUUGGUUUGUUUGUCAUUAAUAUACUCACUUGUUACGUCGUUAGAGACAGUUCAUUCGUUGAACUUUUGCGUCGUAAGACUAUAGUCUAUAUGGUUCUGGGAGUAUUAGCCUGUUGGACUAUAAUUGUUGUCUACGUCAGGUUUUUUGGUUCUUUGGACGAUUUUGUCCUUGACGUUUCGCGUCAGUACCCAGCUUGCGAUAUUUUGCACUGAAUGCAAUAAUGCAUGGAACGCCAUUCCUUCCUUUCAAUAUCUGUAGUUUCAGAAAAAAGUCGUAUGUUUCUCGUAAAAUAAGAUCUGCAGUACUUAUGCAAUAUUUCUGCAGUAUUUGUGCAAUCUAGAUAAUUUCACAAGUUUCGUUAAAAAUAAAAUCGUAGAAUUUCUGCAGUAUUUGUGCAAUCUAGAUAAUUUCACAAGUUUCGUAAAAUAAAAUCGUAGAAUUUCUGCAGUAUUUGUGCAAUCUAGAUUAUUUCACAAGUUUCGUAAAAUAAAUUCGUACAAUUUCUGCAGUAUUUGUGCAAUCUAGAUUAUUUCACAAGUUUCGUAGAAUAAAAUCGUAUAAUUUCUGCAGUAUUUAUACAAUCUAGAUAAUUUCACAAGUUUCGUAAAAGAAAAUCGUACUCUCUAUUUCUCUAGUAUUUAAGCAAUUUAGAUGAGUGCCCUCCUGAGAAUGGUGGGAAAUCAAAUUGUUGGAGACAGCUAACAUUGAGUGGUAAGUGUAAAUUAAUAUUAAUUCAUUCGUAUUUCUGUUUGAUGUUGUGUCAAACUUCUUCCAAGUUGUUCUUAUCCUCUGUUCUAAACCAGUGGCGUCGUGAAGGCCAUUGUUUUUCAGCGUGUAGUUUUAGAUUUGUUAAUCCGAUGAAAAAUUGGAGUGGCGGUGGAAAAUUAUCAGCAGCCAGUGUUGCGUAUCUUGUGUGCAUCUACUCAUAGAAUCUACUGAACGUUGUUCUAACAUAAAGCUAUCCUGUGUAGCGACUCCCAAAAAAAUAUGUGACUAUGUGUCCCACUGAGUUAAAUUGUCAAGUAUUAUGAAAUCAAUAUUUGCCACUAUUGAAAGGUGAUAUAUUGAGAUAUUUCUCCAAUUUUCUUCACAAAGCAGGAAAUUCCGUUUGUGGAUCGUGUGACAAUAACUGUUGGUAGAUCCUCCCAUGCAGAGUACGAUAAUUCGCGUACUUAUAUAUACAUACCCGAGGCACGCCAAUAUUACGGUCUGGUACUUCUUUGUUUUCAACCAAGUACCACGUAAGUACGCGGAACUCUCGCUGUCUGCGUACUUACAUCUUGCUGGUACCUUAUGACCUUAGGGGCGGACUAUUUGACUUUUGAGGGGGUUGGAAGAUUUCGAAAAAAAGGUUACAGGUCAUUCAUAUACUGUACCCUCCCCCCAUUUUCGAGUACUCUACUCUAUCCCUGCAUGUUUUAGGUUUUGGUGCAGUUAUACAUUCUUUGUAAGUAAACUUGCACGCUUUAGUGUGGGGAACAUUAAGACAUAACCAUAUAAAAUAAAGCAUAGUGAAAAUUCCUUGGCCCCUCUUGGGAUUCAGUUCUCGGCCUCCUCUGACUGAAAACCCCUGCUACGUCUCUGAUGAUAGCUAUAUGAAAGCCUUAAGUUACUGUAAGCCGUUAUUAUGAGAGGCAAAAAAAUUCUGCCGCUAAAUAUAUUGGGAAAAAAAAUCUUGCGCUGCACUUUUACAGGAAAAAAAUAUCUGUCUUGUUCGCCUGGGCGGAAAAAAAAUUCUUACACAGACUGAAUCUUCCCUCAAAAGUCAAAUGGUCCACCACUUACCACGUUAGGCCAAGGUAUUCACAACCGUAAUUUUAAUUAAAAUUCAAAAAGUUUAAACGAAAUGAAGAAUUAUUGGAGUGAUGGAACUAAGGAAUGUUGGAGUUGAUUCUAGUGUUUGUGUAUGCCAUCGUCGUCCUUCUUGUUCUAACUCGUAGUUUUAGGUUACUGAGCGAAUACCUUUCAAAGACUAAAUACACCUUGAUUCUUAAGUUUGCACCACCAGUCAGGUACGACUAAAAAUCUUGAAUUAUCGCACCCUGCUUCCACACGGCUGACGCUACACAUGUUUCACCAUCUCGUUCUGUUCUCUCGUUUUAGAUAUUCCACGUCACAAUAUUGUUCAUGAUGUCGUCACAUACGUAAACAGUGGUAAUAUCUCAGAAAGACUGGCUCUUGAAACGCCUUUCUUUCCUUCAGCUAAACCAGUCACACAAAAAACGCAGCUCGAGGCGUUCCUGGGCAUUGUGAACUCCAGGUAGUGAAUCGAUAUAAACAAUAUAGAUUGAGAAAGUAGUAUAUUAGGAAAAUGCAUAGCACCUGCAGGCGUGGAAUUCAGGACGGCAAUCGCAAUGCCGACUUGGGGCCAUGUGCAUGUCAAGACGGCAAAAAAUUGCCGACCUAUGACUUUGCGAAGGGAGAAGCAGAAGAUGUCGACCUGAGUUUUGACUAAUAGACUGAUGUUUUGAAAUCUCUAAACGUGGUCCAGUAUAUUAAUAUGCCGCAGAUCCAUCAUCUCUAGUUUCUCCUUUCGUUACCCAUUGUUGUUCCUGAAUAACCUAUCUCGUACCCAGAUGUCUCUCAGAGGCUUUAUAUUGUGCUUUCUGGACUUCUUAAGACGCUAAAGGGUAAUGAGGCGGCGCAAACGCUCCUAUGGAAACGCCCUCCACUAGAAAACCUCAGCGGAGGAGAUAAUCUCGUACCCAAACAUGCCCGUUCGCCACCCCUAACCCGAGAUUGCGAAGGAGAGAGCCCAAAUGCAAUUUGACGAACCACAGCAAAUGAACGGAAAGGAUGCGCUUUGGGGAGUCAGAAGUUCAAGUGCACUGUACUGCUCCCAACAGUUCUUUCGCAAUUAUAUAGCGCCUGGCUGCAAAGCAGCUGAAAACUACUUUCGGGAAUAUGAUAUUCGUGUGAAAGAUGAUUUAUUUCAGUGCGAUAUAUUUCGUCGUAAAUAUCAAUUGCGUAACGAGACAUGUAUCUGCUCGAUUUGAAAAGCAUUUUUUACUUUUUUGAAACUGUUGAUGCUCACCCUCCAUCGUAAAACCCCAGACUUGGGCAACAUGCACCCAUAUGUUUUAAUAAAGAUUAUCUAACGAAGUCAGGCGUUCUUAGAAAAAGAAACACUUGCAUGUUAAGAAUAACUGAAACCUGAGGUGUUCUUUAAUUUGUAUCGUAUAUUGCGCUGUCUCGUUUCCUGCUAUCCUCGUGUAGAAUCAUAGCAAGAGCCUGGGAACGAGGUUGAUCCUUGUGUAGAGUCAUAGCAAGAGCCUGGGAACGAGGUUGAUCCUCGUGUAGAGUCAUAGCAAGAGCCUGGGAACGAGGUUGAUCCUUGUGUAGAGUCAUAGCAAGAGCCUGGGAACGAGGUUGAUCCUCGUGUAGAGUCAUAGCAAGAGCGGUUGUUUACAUGAUCCUGGUUUGCUGCGACGGGAUGGAAGGCGGGAUAAUUUUGAUGUAUUGUAAUAAAUCACCAGGCUUAUGCGAAAGUUCAAACGCCGAAAUGUUGUAGAUAAGAUCUCUUAGUUAAAGAAGAUUAUAAACUCAUCACUAGAGAAAUAAUGUAAUUUUGCUGAAUCGUACACUGCGACUUAUUUCAAUACAUCAAAAUCACCCGACUCACAUCUCGUCAACAGCCACUUUAGUUGUCAAAUUUUAUUUUACAAGAUUCGCUGUGCAAACAUAAACUUGUACUACCACACCACACAAAAUACAUACAGGCAGGGGCUCACCAAAAAUUCUCCAAUAGCAGAGUUACAGUGGAACUGUUACCACAUGCUGAAAGACAAUACACUCUUUUGAUAAUUACAUCACAACGACACUGUUUUCAUCUUAGGACCACCUUAAAUGGAAAGGAUUUCAAGUUUAUUUUCUCAUGGGCUAUGCACAGAGAAGCAGAACAUCCUUCUUCAACACAUGCAUGAAAAAAAAUUUUGGAUUUUGAUCAAUAAAGGCCAAUAAAUAUGGAAAUAACCUGAUAAUCAUGACCUGGAGCCUCGUUUUCGUGUUAAAGCUUGUUUCCGCAUUUAUUGGUCAAAUAAAGAAUUAUUUUUCAUGCAUGUGUUGAAGAAGGAUGUUCUGCUUCUCUCUGCAUAGUCCAUGAGAAAAAACUUGAAAUCCUUUCCAUUUAAGGUGGUCCUAAGUUGAAAACAGUGUAGUUGUGAUGUAAUUUUCGUAUUAUGACAUGUACUAAAAAUAAAUUUAUUCUGUUCUUUCUCCCGUUUGCAGCAAUAGUCCGACGAAACGAAAACCUCGUUCUCGUCCGCCACAAACUGGUACAACAGAUAAAUCAGCAGCACGACGCUCACAUCGGGCGAGAAAACGAGUUGAGAAAAUGAAGAAGAUUUAUAGUGCGUCGGCUGACCAGAAUGAGCAACAGGUGAUUAUAGGCUUUGUACUUUAGCAAUUUCUUAUUUAACCUUGUACUUAAUGAUUUAAAUAAACGCUUUCUGAAUAUAAAAAAGACAAGCUUCUAUAACUGCAUAUGUAAAUUGUCUUUUUAAUCCAUUAGACUAUUUUUGUGUUUUCAAAACUAAUUUCACUACUGAAAGCUCAAUAUUGAAAUCCUACUCCCAGUGGUCCAAAACCCAUUUUCUCCGUGAAACAAAUCAAAUCUCAGUUUCCAUUUCACCCCUUCACACAGCACUCUCAUUUUAACGUCAGACCAAAUGGGACGCCCCGUGGUACAAGAAUACAACACGUCGCUUAAAGUUAACAAAUUUUACUGGCUUCAGGCCGUGUAGUACGACUUUUUAUAUAAUAACGUUAAGAAAUCAAGCGCUUUCAUUGGUCGAGAGCCAUGAUCUAUUAAAGGACAGAUGCACGGAAUUACGUCACAAUUAAGGUAGCCAAUAGCAUUCCCUUAUUUGUAUAAAUCAUGUACGCGUGAUAUUUGCAACAUUUCGACUUUUUCAAUAAAAAGUAAGCUAUUUACCUGUUUAAUACGCGGGCUAGGGUUUUUCUUUUUAUUAUAUAAAACAAAUAGAUAAGAUUUUUCCGUUGUCUGUUCACUAUAAAUGCACAGUAUGACAUCAUAAUGUGGGAAAUGUGUUAAAUAUAUAUUUCUUAUGCUUUAAUAGAUUGUGGACAAUGAUGACGAUGAGAAUCAAAAUAGUGAUAUGAAGGAAGACAACUCGGACUGGGAAAAUGAAGCAGAUGAACUGUAUGAAUGGAGUCAAGAUUUAACAUUGGACUCUUUGGGUGUAACUACACCUAUGUUUUAGAAAUUUGUAAAGUAUUUUGUAAAUAUUUUAGGAAUUUAUACAUAUGAGUUUAUUUAGAAUUCAACUACAUUUAUUUAUUAAAAUCC
Paramuricea clavata is the source of this 9889-nucleotide messenger RNA. NCBI's taxonomy places the organism in Eukaryota, Metazoa, Cnidaria, Anthozoa, Malacalcyonacea, Plexauridae. The record is from the annotation of a GenBank genome assembly.